This is a messenger RNA of Stegastes partitus (bicolor damselfish), 1600 nucleotides long. RefSeq names its product thyroid hormone receptor-associated protein 3-like. The record is from RefSeq and is a predicted model, not a curated record. Gene Ontology annotation, biological process: positive regulation of transcription by RNA polymerase II. The transcript has 3 exons. Gene Ontology annotation, molecular function: transcription coregulator activity; DNA binding. Lineage: Eukaryota; Metazoa; Chordata; Actinopteri; Pomacentridae. The coding region runs from base 440 to 1456 and encodes 338 amino acids. Gene Ontology annotation, cellular component: mediator complex.
AUUAGCGCUUCACGUUAGCGUCAGUUAGCGUGAGCACGGUUGUUAGCUGCCGUCAAAUCUCGAUACAUUACAAAAGCGCACAUUUAGCGCAAUUUAGAAUCACGUGGAGCCAUUCUCAAGUGUAAAUUUAACUGGGAAUGACACCACAGACCGGCAACCCGUCUUCCUGCAACGGCACCGAGCGUCUGGUUUGUUCGCCAACUUGGUCCCGGAGCUGCUGCUAACAGGCUAGGUGGCUAACGGGCUAGGUGGCUAAUAGCCGCUGGUGUGUCGGAGCCGCAGAACCAGGAAGGAGGCAGCAAACGAGCGGGCAGCUUCUGGCCUCACAGCUUCCUCCACUCGUGCAAACAUUUGCUCUCAGAAGCGAACCUCGUCCGCUCCGCUGAAAACGGGGAAAACAAGCAAAGACUCAUUUGUACUGGCCUGACUGAUUGAAAAGAUGUCAAAGGCUCCAGAUUCUCCAGCUCGGUCCCGCUCCAGAUCCAGGUCCAGAUCCAGAUCCAGGUCCUACUCCAGAUCUCACUCCAGAAGCCACUCACGUUCAAGAUCCAGAAAGCGACGCUACAGCUCCAGGUCUCGGUCCCGGUCUCGCUCACAUACUCCAACCUACAGAAACUAUCCUUCUCGGGACUAUCAGAACAACAGAGGCGGCUUCAGAGGCUACAACCGAGGCUACCGGAGGCCGUACCACUACCGAGGCCGGAACCGGGGCUACCACCCACGAGGCCACUACCAGAACAGAGGGGGAGGCGGCUACGGCUACAAAGCUAACUGGCAGGGUGGCGGCGGCGGCGGCGGUGGUGGAGGAGGAGGAGGAGGAGGGGGAGGAGGCUGGCACGACCGUCACCGUGACCAGGACCACCACUCCCACAGCCCCAGGAGGGGUCGCUCUCGCUCCCGUACGCCCAGGAAGCGUUCGGGCAGCAGGAGCCGGUCCCGCUACUCCGACCGCUCGUCUUCAGGACGAUCCCGGCGCUCCAGACGCUCCAGCUACUCCUCCCGGUCCAGAUCCCCGUCCCCCCGGCAUCGCAGCAGCAAGGGCAAGCCUGGCUCCAAGGACAGCAAAGAAAAGGUCACAGAGAGUCCAGCAGAGAAACCCGGACAGGGGGCCGACGGCAGCGCCAUCGAGAAGGCGUCCGGAGGCAAAUGGAUCGACUACGACGCAAGCCCCAAACGAAUCAGCCCCGAGGUAAAGAAGGAAGACGUGCCCUCUAGUGCUGAGAGCAAAGGGCCUCCGAGCGGCGGUCCGCUGUGGAAAACCGUCGGCAGCGUGUCACCUCCUCCAGCGAAGAGUCCCACAAAGUCUGGACAAACGGCCUCGUUCAGCGGCUUUGGGUUCUUCUCAAAGGAGGAAGCCAAAGUCGGAGAUAAGACGGUGAUUUCUGCUGCCUUCAAGAAGUAUGUGCCCUGCUUUUCUCUACAUUAUUGGACAGUAAUUGCAUCGUUUUACUUUUAAUUUUCCUAACAAAUUAUACACGUUAUUUGUCUUUCAAACAUGUUUAGCUUUUUUUCAAAGAUCCUUGGAAGAAUACAGGUUAAAAAGGAAUGAAACAUAGGACUCCUGAUUUUAAGUGCAUUGAACAUGUAACCGGCUGUUGUC